Molecule: messenger RNA, 176 nt
Organism: Acanthocheilonema viteae
Lineage: Eukaryota; Metazoa; Nematoda; Chromadorea; Rhabditida; Onchocercidae
Source: the annotation of a GenBank genome assembly
CUGCUGAACGAAGAGCAUAUGAUCAUGCUCGAACAUUUGAUACUUACGUAUGUUUGAUUUUUACGUUUACUAAUAAUGAAGCCAGACGUCGACUUCAACAUCAACAACAGCGAAAUCAAUUGGAAGAACGUGAAGUACGAAAUGAAUUAUCAUCAGAUGUUUCAGAAAAUGCAUAG